AUGAGUACGCGGUCGGUGCUGAGCGUGUUCGAGAAAUACCAGAAGGAGCGGGUGGCCUUCGUGACGGCGGUGGCGGAGAUGGCGACGCGCCCGCAGAACAUCGAGGCUUUACAGCAGGCGGGCGUGAUGGCGCUGCUGCGCCCGCUGCUGCUGGACAACGUCCCGAGCAUCCAGCAGAGUGCAGCGCUCGCUCUCGGGCGCCUCGCGAACUACUCGGACGACCUCGCGGAGGCGGUCGUGCAGAAUGAGAUCCUCCCGCAGCUGGUGUACUCUCUGUCGGAACAGAACCGGUUCUACAAGAAAGCGGCGGCCUUCUGCCUGCGUGCCGUGGCCAAGCACUCGCCCGCGCUCGCGCAGGCCGUCAUCGACAGCGGCGCGCUCGACGCCCUGGUCACGUGCCUAGAGGAGUUCGACCCCGGCGUCAAGGAAGCCGCCGCCUGGUCCCUCGGCUACAUCGCCGGCCACACUGCGGACCUGGCGCAACAGGUGGUGGAUGCCGGCGCGGUGCCGCUGCUGGUGCUGUGCGUGCAGGAGCCGGAGCUGUCGCUGAAGCGGAUUUCUGCGUCCGCCCUGAGCGACAUCGCGAAGCACACGCCGGAGCUCGCGCAGGCGGUCGUGGACGCCGGCGCCGUGGCGUACCUCGCGCCGCUCGUGGUGUCGCAGGACGCCAAGCUCAAGCGGCAGGUGUGCUGCGCGCUCGCGCAGAUCGCGAAGCACUCGGUGGACCUGGCCGAGGUGGUCGUCGAGGCCGAGGUCUUCCCCAAGAUCCUCACCUGCCUGCGCUUCCCGGACGACCUGGUCCGCAAGCACGCGGCCACCACGGUGCGCGAGGUGGCCAAGCACACGCCCGAGCUGGCGCAGCUCAUCGUCGGCAACGGCGGCGUCGCCGCGCUCGUCGACUACAUCGGGGACAGCCAGGGCAGCAGCCGCCUCCCCGGCAUCAUGGCCCUCGGGUACAUCGCGGCCUUCAGCGAGACGCUGGCGCUGUCGGUCGUGGCGGAGAAGGGCCUCCCGCCGCUCGUGGCGGCGCUCAACGACGAGCAGGAGGACUACAUGAAGUCCGCGACCGCGUGGUCGCUCGGACAGGUCGGCCGGCACACCCCGGACCACGCGAAGGCCGUGGCGGACACGGGCGUGCUGCCGACGCUGGUUGCGCUGGAGGCGGACCAGCACAGCAGCGAGGACCUGAAGACCAAGUGCAAGCGCGCACUCAAGGCGGUGGUGGCCAAGCUGACGCACCUGCCGGCGCUGGACGCGCUGGUGCACCGCUCGUUGCCGGAGUCGAUCAUGAAGAUGGUGCUGGAGCAGGUCGGGAAGGUGCUCUCGGCGGACCCUGCGUCGCGGUCGGCCUUUGUUCACUCGGGCGGGCUCGCGGCCGUGCAGCAGAUGGCCGAGGCGCCCGGGAGCAACCUCAAGGAGGCCGUGGACAUCAUCAACUCGAACUACCCGGAGGAGAUCGUCAAGUAUUACUCCCCGGGGUACAGCCAGCAGCUCCUGUCCAAGCUCGAGCAGACAGCGCAGGCGGCCUAG
Molecule: messenger RNA, 1530 nt
Organism: Pedinophyceae sp. YPF-701
Lineage: Eukaryota; Viridiplantae; Chlorophyta; Pedinophyceae
Source: the annotation of a GenBank genome assembly